AUGAGAUGCACCAAGUUCAACUCGCCUCAGUCCGAGACUUUCUGGAUCUCAUUACCUACCGAGGAAAAUGUCCGCCUUACCAAAGCCGAUCUUAUCAAUGCUCUGGGAAGAAUAUCAUCCUGGAAUUGUACCCUGCCGAUCCCCGCUAUUGAUGUACGCGGACGGGAUUGGGAUGACAAGCAGACACUCGAGCAACUUGUUCAGUCUUCCUUUCGGAGGAUGACCGACACUCCCGAUGCUCUUCCCUUUCUGAUGGCACUCAAUAUUUAUGACUUUGGAAAGACCGGAAGAUUCAAGUUCGCCAGGGCCGACUCUCUGCAAGAACAUCUCACUCUCAGCGUCGGCAGCCGUACCAAGCGUCUACGCAUCUUCCACCUCUCAUACUCUCUUAAAAUGUCCCAAAUUAGCAGAGACAUGCUCCCUCGAAGAAACGGCUUGAACACUCUCACUGCUGAUGCCUACAACCGAACUACGCUGUCAGCGCUGGAUCCGGAAGUCCUGCGCAAAGACAGGAGCCAACAUCGACCUGGGGGCGAACCAUCUGCCUCCCACCGUUUCCUUACUUGGGGCCGGCAGCUGCUGGAGUUGCGCGACGAAUACGACCGAAUAGAAACCGACAACGCUGCGCCAGUGGAUCCUGAACCAGCGCAAUCCCAACCAACUGUAUGCUUUUUGGAUCGCCGUGAUCGCCUUGUCUCUUUGGUCGGAUCCAGUCGGUGA
Molecule: messenger RNA, 720 nt
Organism: Penicillium chermesinum
Lineage: Eukaryota; Fungi; Ascomycota; Eurotiomycetes; Eurotiales; Aspergillaceae
Exons: 4
Coding region: 1-720 (239 amino acids)
Source: RefSeq, a predicted model, not a curated record